ACUUUUGCUACUCCUCUCCCAUCACCCUUCUGUCCACCUCGCAACGACGCCCUCGCCCUCGCUUGCCUUUGCCUUGCAGCUCUCCCUCUCACACAUCACACGCCUCGCAUCGGCCAGCACCUCCGUCGUGUCGCAUCGCACCCUCGCCUCCGCCCGCUCUCCUUGGCAAACGAUACGCAGCGUGCGGCUACGCGCGGCCCCUGUCUCUUUGCAGGCGCCGCAAGCGCGCUCAGGCCUCUUUCUCUCAGCCUGCGACUCAACGCAAGUACCGUCUCUUGCUCGUCUCGUCCUCGCCUCUUGAUAGAUGGCACUCGUGUCGCCGCCGCCCAGCGGCAGCGGCAGUGGCAGUGGCAGCAGCGCCAGUCGGCAUCACUCGCGCGCCUCUCUCUCGGCAGCAGCGAUCACCUCUCCUCUCCUGACACCUGCGUCGGCAUCCGGCGAAGCGCUGGGCGUCCCCUCAGGCUCCAGUCGAGCCAGCACGACUCCCGCCUCCGCACACGCGCCCUCGCCAGCUGUUGCCGCUGCGCAGGGCAGUCGGGCGCCCGCUGCGGAUGCGCGCAGCACACUGAUCGCAGCUAGUAUUGCUGGGCCGAGCUCGCCGCCGAGGACACGAAGCAGCGGCGAUGCUAGCUCUGCAGCAGCCGCGUCCGCCGCAUCAGCGCUCUUUCUCUCGCGCGGCUCUAUCUCCAACGGCAGCGGCGUUGGAGCGAGCAGCGCCUCAUCGUCGCGACCGGCACCAUCGCCACAGAGCGGCAUCUCUCCUUCGCGCUCUGCAUUCGCACUGGCGCUCGCUGCUUCGCCGGAAGAGCCCGACCGCGGAGCUGCAGCUGCCGCAGCGCUGCGGCGCAGUCAUACCACGGCUGCUAUCUCGCGCGCACAGCAGCAGCAGCAGCGGCUGGAGGAGCGAGGCGAGAUGGCGCAGACGACGCUGGUCAGGAGUCCGACACUGGGCCCGGCGGACGCCGCGCCCACUGCCACGAGGAGACGGCCACAACCGGCGCGUGUGGGCGGAGGCGUGGAUCUGAAAGUCGUCAUCCUUGGCGCUCAAGGCGUGGGCAAGACAUCCCUCGUGCAUCGCUACACGACGGGCCAGUUCUCAGCCUCGAGCAUCCCGAGCACGAUUGGCGCCAGCUUCCUGACGCAGAAGCUCGUGGUGGACGGCACCAAGGUGCGCCUGCAGCUGUGGGACACUGCGGGACAGGAGCGCUUCAGGAGCAUGGCGCCGAUGUACUAUCGUGGUAGCAACGCGGCAGUGAUCGUGUACGACAUCACCAACGAGGCCAGCUUCGCAGACGUCAAGACGUGGAUCGAGGAGCUGCGCAAGAACGUCUCGAAUGAUCUCGUCAUUCACGUCGUUGGCUCGAAGCUGGAUCUGGCGCCGUCGCAUCGACAAGUCUUCCUGGACGAGGCGCGCGAAGCGAUCGCGCAAUGGACGCAGCCGCCAGCCGCAGCUUCCAGUCUGCCACGGCGCGGCUCUCAAGAGACAACUCCACCAAGUGGCGCACUGGCACGCUCCUCAUCUCGCCUCGGGCUCGCCAGCCUGACACUGGGCGCCGGCUCGCGCCUCGGCUUCCCGCGCAACGUCUCGCAGCAGUCCGCUUCUACUCAGCGGGUGCCUGCAUCCGGCGCAUCAGCAGGCAGUGGCGGUUCGGGCUCGUCCGACGGCUCUCCUACGCCUUACCCCGGCGGCGGCGCUUCCGCCUCACCGCCAGGCUGGGAGUUCGUGGACGUCUCGGAAGUCAGCGCCAAGGCGGGAGAGGGCAUCGAAGACGUCUUUGUCUCGAUCGCCUCACGCUUGGUGGAGCGCAAGGCCGAGAUUGAAGAGGAGAGGAGAAGACGAGAGAGAGACUCGGUUCUGCUGCAGAAUGCUCCGACGCUUGGCGCAGACGAGGAAGCGGCGCAGGCUAGAGCCAAUGGCUGGACCUGCUGCUAGGCCGCUGGCCGGCCUAGCAGGCUUGCUCACUUGCCGCUGCCUCUCGUUCCUCGUCCUCUCACGGAAUACCCACCACUUCCAUCCGUCACGCUUCUGUCUCUCAACUCUUCGUCUUCUACUCGCGAGCUUUUAACGACACCCGAACGGCCGUGCCCUCGCAACAGGGCCGGUCGGCGACGACCUGAUCCGCGCGCCCUUCAUCCUCCGUCCCUCUCUCACACACGCCUUGUACCCGAGCUCGCGUUGCGCUGCAUACCUCUCCUGAUACACAAUCAUCAUUCCGUCAUCG
This is a messenger RNA of Tilletiopsis washingtonensis, 2222 nucleotides long. Its product is annotated as ras-domain-containing protein. The transcript has 5 exons. NCBI's taxonomy places the organism in Eukaryota, Fungi, Basidiomycota, Exobasidiomycetes, Entylomatales. Bases 305 to 1933 code for a protein of 542 amino acids. Gene Ontology annotation, molecular function: GTPase activity; GTP binding. The record is from RefSeq and is a predicted model, not a curated record.